This is a messenger RNA of Eutrema salsugineum, 1111 nucleotides long. RefSeq names its product probable 6-phosphogluconolactonase 1. Bases 280 to 1086 code for a protein of 268 amino acids. The transcript is spliced from 3 exons. Lineage: Eukaryota; Viridiplantae; Streptophyta; Magnoliopsida; Brassicales; Brassicaceae. Gene Ontology annotation, molecular function: 6-phosphogluconolactonase activity. Gene Ontology annotation, biological process: carbohydrate metabolic process; pentose-phosphate shunt. The record is from RefSeq and is a predicted model, not a curated record.
UUUAAUUCAAAGAUCAUGUCUGUGUUUUAUUUAUUUAUCUUGUAUCUGUUUUAUGUAAAUUUCAAAUGCUGAUUAUUGGAUUAGUAGUCAAAUUGGAAAUGGUGAUAGACAACCAGGAUAUUCUCUCUGUUUCUUUCAGUCCAAAAUGUUAUUUUUUUCCUUCUCUCAAUCCAAAUCUGAUCUCUAUCUUCUGUUAAAGUUUUAACUUCUUAAAUCCCAGUUGUUAUUUACAUGUAGAUUUGCUGACAAACUGGUGAAAACUAAGAAACAAAAGAAGCAAUGGCACUUACUUGGACUCAUAGAGACAGAGGAGAAAUUAGGGUCCAUGAGAAUUUGGAGGAACUAAGCAUAGACUUGGUAGAUUACAUAGCUGAGAUAUCAGAAGCAUCAAUUAAAGAACAUGGUGCUUUCUGCAUUGCGUUAUCAGGAGGCUCACUCAUUAGCUUGAUGGGAAAAUUGAUCGAGCAGCCUUACGACAAGAUUGUAGAUUGGGCUAAAUGGUAUGUUUUUUGGGCGGAUGAGCGUGUGGUAGCUAAAAGCCAUGACGAUAGCAACUACAAGCUCGCCAAGGAUAAUCUCCUCUCUAAGGUAAAUGUGUUUCCGAGACAUAUAUGUUCCAUUAACGACACAGUUUCGGCAGAGGAAGCUGCAACAGAGUAUGAGUUUGCCAUCCGACAGAUGGUGAGAACACGAACCGUGGCUGCUUCUGAGAACAGUGACUGUCCCAAGUUUGAUCUGAUCUUGCUUGGGAUGGGCUCCGAUGGGCAUGUAGCCUCGCUCUUCCCGAACCACCCAGCACUUGAGGUGAAGAACGAUUGGGUUACGUUCCUAACCAACUCUCCUAAACCGCCACCAGAGAGGAUCACACUCACUUUCCCCGUCAUUAACUCAGCCGUUAACGUCGCUAUAGUGGCAACCGGCGAAUCCAAAGCCAGUGCCAUUCACUUAGCAAUCGAUGAUUUGCCAUUACAGAGCAACUCUGUCUCUCUGCCUGCACGGCUGGUCAACCCAAGCAACGGGAAUCUGUUCUGGUUUAUGGAUAAACCAGCCGGGUCUAAACUUGACAGGUUUAAAUUUUCUGAGUAGGAUUUAAAAUUUCCAAACGCAAAUG